Messenger RNA from Drosophila bipectinata, 3417 nucleotides. RefSeq lists its product as uncharacterized. Gene Ontology annotation, biological process: protein ubiquitination. The record is from RefSeq and is a predicted model, not a curated record. Lineage: Eukaryota; Metazoa; Arthropoda; Insecta; Diptera; Drosophilidae. Gene Ontology annotation, cellular component: Cul4-RING E3 ubiquitin ligase complex.
AUAUAUUGAUAUUUUAAUAGUUUAUCAACAACCCUACUUUAACUGCAAAAUAUUCGGCUUACUUAUAAGGAAUGCCUUUUUUUUGAAGACUUUCUUUCGUCAUCGAGGUCCUCAGUGCCCGAUGAGGAGAAGAGCCGCUCUUGCCAGCAGAGGACUGGGCGCUAGGACGUAGAGCUGCCGCUUACACGAGGAUCAAGAGAAAGAGGGGAAGUUGGGGCAAGAGGAGGACCCCAUACCAAACAAGUCUGAUAAACUAGGGCCAGGAUCUACUAUGGAGACUGACUACCAGAACUAUGUGGAGUCUCUGUCGGGCGUGUCCUCAGACGAGGACGACAUCUCCACAGCAGACAGCUCCGACGAGUCUACGGAGGAGCCAACUACAGUGCCAGUUGCCCUGCCAAGGACACGAAACCUGGUGCAAAUGCUCUACGACAGGGAGCGAACUGGCUUCUUUUCAGGAUCCUCGCGUGCCGGUCAAAGACAGCAGCUUCCAUUCGACAGAGUGCCAAAUAGGUUAAAGUUACACCUCAAGGACGUGCUGGCCAGCAGCUUAAUGGACGGGCACAUCUUUAUGGGACUGACUUCCUGCGGCCAGUACAUGCUCAGCCACCGAGUGGUGUGCAACGAUAGCUCCUCGCUCAACCACUACUCCUUCAACAUGGGCUACAAGUACACAUUGUACUUUUGGCUGUUCCAUCCCCACAAAAAACUGCGCUACUUCUUCUCGCGUCGCCUCUUCGACGACCACGUGGUGGACAACACCAAAACUGUCAGCAUGACGCAGUGGAAGAACGCGCAACACCAGAUUCUCGUCGUCCAUGGGGCUGCCACGGAGGAGGGCGAGGACAACUACAUCACAUAUGUCAAAGUUCCUAAGCUAGGUUGUUUGGAGUGCAAGAAACUCAACGACGACGGUCCAUAUUCCUUUUAUAAUGCGCACUGCCUAAACUGCCAUUUGACGGUGCACACCAAAUAUUCUUCGACUGAAACGGACCCGAGUUUCGAGCCAAAGAUCAACCUGCUCUGCCCAGAGCGAAUCCUGAUCAUCUCCAAUGGUUUUAUGCACAUGCUGCGUAUCGACCUGAAGCCUCCUGUCGCUUCCUCCACCAAUGGUUACUUCCCGGUUGCCAUUCCCCAGCAUCAGAGUCAGAUUCAACCGCAGUCCUUUCUUUUGCCCUCAAGAAAUUUGGUGAACAGCGAGGAGGACCGCUCAUCGGUGGCGUUCACGGGCUCCGGGUCCGAAGCUGAAUCGGGAAAUGAACAGAGCCUUGUGGCACGCAUCAUCGCCGAUUUCAGUGACAUAGAGACCGAACAGUCGCAACGCUCCAAUAACAACAACAACGAUGUGUCACCAAUGGGUCCCAUCUGCUGCUCCCCAAAGACCUAUGAUCGAUUGAUCUUCACUCCGCACAGCAGUCCGGCACUUCCGGAGACCAAGCAGGCAUCUACGGGCACCGGGGAUGCUGGCCAGUCGCGGAGGCGCACCCAGCGAAUUGUAACCAAGUCGUACCGCAACGGUAUUACGACUCUAGAUCUUCAGGCCACACCGAGUUCCAGCUCCAUGACGGACAAAUCCAAUGCCUACGAGUUUUCCGAAGACAAUGAGAAGUGUGAGAAAAUCUCAACUUUUCGCAAGCGUCGUCUGGCAGAAAAGAAGUACGAGUUCUCGGAGGACAACUCUGAAAACAUCAUACCCUUUACCAAAGUGCGGUCGGCGGGUCGUGCUUUUAGUGCCACCAUUGGAGCAGGAUCUACGCCACGAAGUUUCCAUCGCUUCUCACCCACGGCGCAUUUCUUUCACAACUCGCCAUGCGCCUCGCCGUCGUCGUCACCACACCCCUCCUCGCAGCCAGCACAGACGCCGCCCCAUCUGGGUUUCCGGUCUCCGCCAUCUAGCUCCAUGCUGAUGCGAUCGCCCAGCCGAAACGCCACCAACCCGGCACAGAUGUUCAACCAGAAGUCGCCACCGCUGUCACAGGCCACCCAACAGAUGCUGAGCUACAAGCCAGUGGGUCCUUUAGGUGCGUUAUCACCCCUGCAAGUGUCCAUGGCUAAGCGCUUCGAAAUCGGCGGCUCCAUGUCGCCCAAUGCAGGGCUCUCGUUUCUGUCCCCUCGGAGGGAACAGGAGCCCCGCAUUGUGGAGAUGCCAGUUCAAGGCGGGGUGAUGCCUGAGAAGCCCAUCUGCACCAAAAAAGUGCGUAGGCGGUAUGUGGAGGAGGACGAUGCCACAUCGGUGAUCACGAGCGAGGAAGACGACUGCAUAUCGCCUGGAUACCACACUUCGUUGCCCAUGGAGGUCCACGGCUCGUGCUACUCCGAAAUGCAAAUGAUCUCGCAAGCCUCUUACCAAAGACUGCGCUGCUCCAGUGUAGUGAUUACCCAGCACUCUUUCGACUUGGAGACCUUCACCUACUAUGUGAUAAGCUUGCUGUGCCAGAAACACCAGAAGAUCUACAACGUCUUCUAUGACUGGGCCUACGAGGUCGUCAACGUCUGCCCUCUAAGUCAGACCGUCGCCUGCCUGCUGAUGGCUCAGUUCUCUGCCAGGGAUCAGCCUUUGGCCAAUUGCCUGCACUGCACUGGGCGCAUGGACUGCGUAUUCCACAAUCGGCAAUACGAGUGCCGCAUCUUGUUUACGUGGAACAUGGAGGGCGGGCAGUGGCAGGUUCUAGACUAUGGAGAGCUGAGGGAGGUCCCCGAGCAGUUCAAUCCGCUGAAGCGCCUGGGCAAGGCCCGACUUACGUUCACCCAGCUGGCCAGAAAGAUGGGCCAGGAGAUGGCGGAAAAUCUGAGCCUCUGCCUACCGGACUAUACAUCAAAUUUGCGGGUGCUUCACUCUGAUAUGCGGAAAUCUAAGGCAUACAUCAGCGACCUGGACAACAUGGUGGAAUUCCACCUAAAACGCGCGGCCCAGGAUUCGUCAUGAAGAUAACCAUUUCAGUUGGUGGACAAGAACUUGUUGUUACAGAUGGGAGAGCGGUAUAGAUGGAGGAAGCCCUCGAUCUAUAAAUUUUAGUUUUAGUAAAAAAAAAACUCGCUGAGGUUGCGUGCGUAUCUAGUUCAGUUCUAAACACAAACACGGUGUGCUGUAUUUAGUAUUUAGUUAAAACCAUACCUUAAUUAGUGCAACGAAACGCUUUCUCAGAAACGGUUGGAACACAUCCUAAUUUCGACUGAAGUCAUCUAAGUAAACCACAACUAGUUUUAGGCCUCAUCUUACUUACAACGUCGUACAUAUACCUUUGAUAUUCGGGACUUUGAUUCAACUAUUACCUUUAAUAUUAGUUAGUUAGCAACACGGUACUCCAGUAGUUCAGUAUCAGUUUAGUUAGUGGUAAAAAAUAUACAAAUAUACUUAAUCAGACAAAUAGUCAUUAAUCAGAAUCGUAAUGGCAAAUACAUCAAACGCAAAAUCAA